Archocentrus centrarchus (flier cichlid) is the source of this 4073-nucleotide messenger RNA. RefSeq names its product mitogen-activated protein kinase kinase kinase 13 (gene map3k13). Gene Ontology annotation, cellular component: cytoplasm. The coding region runs from base 342 to 3389 and encodes 1015 amino acids. Gene Ontology annotation, biological process: protein autophosphorylation; JNK cascade. The record is from RefSeq and is a predicted model, not a curated record. The transcript has 16 exons. Gene Ontology annotation, molecular function: ATP binding; MAP kinase kinase kinase activity. NCBI's taxonomy places the organism in Eukaryota, Metazoa, Chordata, Actinopteri, Cichliformes, Cichlidae.
GAGCCACGGAUCAGCGCUUAUUCCUCGCCACCAGCUUUACUGUCCGCACCUGUAGCUCCAUCAGAGACGUGUUUUUAAGCAGCAGGAGUCAAACAGCAGGUAUAGGUGAGAAUCUGAAUCCACCUCUGACCUCCACCUCUGAGAUGGUCAGAAACCACCCGACAGGAGAGUGUAGAGUGGACAGGCUUGUUGGGUGGGAAAGUGAGAGAGAGAGAGGGUGAGUGACAUGCAGGUAAUUGCCUGGCCACUGCAGCAGGGACUUCAGUAUGAACCAGGUGAUUUUCAGCAUUUAGACAAACCAGUGUGUUAGGACACGUCCCACUCAUCGUCGCUGGCAGCCUAUGCACAUGCACGACACCAUGGGCAGCUCCCCCGAGGUGCUCUCUUGGACUUCUUGUCCUAGUCUGCUGGUGGGCAAGCUGAAGGAGGAGCUCAAACUCACUGUGGUUGGGGACGCCAUGAAGAAAUCCAAUUCCCCUAACUCCCAAUCGCAGCCUCCUCAGGCCCCUCUCUCUAACUUACCUCCUCAGAUUAUCACAGACCUCGCUCCACCGACGCACCUGCCGGUUCCCCUGCAGACGCUGCAGACUCCUGGCCAGGAUGAAGAGUCCAUGUUGGGGGGUAUUAGUCCACCAAACACAGCCCUGAGUGUGGACUCAACUCGGAGUGAAGGCGGACACUUUGACAACAGCGUGCUCCAGUUGCAGGAGCAGGACCAGGAGGAAGCUGGGUCUCCGGCAUCCCAUGAGCAUGGUGGAUGUGGCAGUGGCAUGGAUGAACAGAUGGGAGAAGGGGACUGUCCAAUGGACCACAAUGGAGAGGGGAAGCCGAAUCUGCCGCACCACCCUGAUGACAUCAAGCUGCACUUCCAAAGAGCAGCACCUGGGUCGGGGGGCUUCUUAGAGGGGCUGUUUGGCUGCCUGCGGCCCGUGUGGAACAUUAUAGGGAAGACGUACUCAACCGAAUACAAGCUACAACAGCAAGACAUGUGGGAGGUUCCUUUUGAGGAGAUUUCAGAGCUCCAGUGGCUUGGCAGUGGUGCACAGGGCGCCGUCUUCUUGGGCAAGUUUCGCUCUGAGGAGGUGGCCAUCAAGAAGGUGCGAGAGCAGAAGGAGACGGACAUUAAACACCUGCGAAAGCUCAAGCAUCCCAAUAUCAUCAGCUUCAAGGGUGUGUGCACCCAGGCACCAUGUUACUGCAUUAUCAUGGAGUACUGUGCCCAAGGUCAGCUGUAUGAGGUGUUAAGGGCAGGGAGGAAAGUGACACCAAGGCUGCUGGUGGACUGGGCCACAGGUAUCGCCAGCGGCAUGAACUACUUACAUCUGCACAAGAUCAUCCACAGAGACCUCAAGUCUCCCAAUGUUUUGGUAACCCACAACGACACUGUGAAAAUCUCCGACUUUGGCACAUCCAAAGAGCUCAGUGACAAAAGUACAAAGAUGUCAUUUGCGGGGACAGUGGCCUGGAUGGCCCCAGAAGUGAUAAGAAAUGAGCCCGUGUCUGAAAAAGUAGACAUCUGGUCAUUUGGAGUUGUGUUAUGGGAACUGCUGACUGGAGAGAUUCCCUACAAAGAUGUGGACUCCUCUGCCAUUAUUUGGGGCGUUGGCAGCAACAGUCUUCACCUACCUGUCCCCUCCACGUGCCCAGAUGGGUUUAAAAUCCUCAUGAAACAGACAUGGCAGGGAAAGCCCAGGAAUAGGCCUUCGUUUCGUCAGAUCCUCCUGCAUCUUGACAUCGCCUCUGCUGAUGUUCUAGGAGCUCCUCAGGAGACCUACUUCAAGUCUCAGGCAGAAUGGAGGGAGGAGGUGAAGAAGCAUUUUGAGAAGAUCAAAAGUGAGGGCACCUGCAUUCACAGGCUGGACGAGGAGCUGAUCCGACGCAGGAGGGAUGAACUCAGGCAUGCGCUGGACAUCCGGGAGCACUAUGAGAGGAAACUGGAGAGAGCCAACAAUCUCUACAUGGAGCUCAGUGCCAUCAUGCUGCAGCUGGAGGUCCGAGAAAAGGAACUGAUGAAGAGAGAGCAGGCAGUGGAGAAGAAAUAUCCCGGAACAUACAAGCGCCACUUAGUCCGACCGAUUGUUAGAGCCAACGCUGUGGAGAAGCUCAUCAAGAAGAAAGGAAGCAUUUCCCACAAACCUGGAAUGCCUCCCACCAAAAGGCCAGACUUGCUUCGUUCUGAUGGCAUCCCCAGCGUAGACCCUCUCCCGUCCCCCUCACUGUCUGCAAGCCCAAAGGUCUCCACACCUCCUGGCAAAGCCCGUUAUCGAAGCAAGCCUCGUCACCGCCGCGCCAACAGCAAAGGAAGCCACAACGAGUUCUCCGCUGUGCUGAAGCCUGUUGCUGGGGCACCAGAAGACACCCAGUCUCUCCAGGAGCAACCAAUCCACCAUCAUCAUCACCACCACCACCACCACCCACCUCCACAAAUGGAGGGGAACUUUCUCCCCUUGAAAGGCCGUGAAGAGGCCGUCGUCAACUGUGCCAACAACCUGCGAUAUUUUGGCCCUGCUGCCGCUCUCCGUAGCCCUCAAACUGACCACAUGCAGCGCCGCGUUUCUGGCUCCAGUCCUGACCUCAUUUCCACUGCUGUAGAUGCAGAUACGCGACAGCGGACUUCAUCCACCAGCUCCAACCCUGUAUCAGGCGCUGGUGCUGGUACUUUAUGUCCCUGCUGCCAGGCUCAUCCCUUCCCUGGCUGCCUACACUGUCAGGAGACCCCUCCCACAUCAAGCCACCCAGAGCUGUCACACUACUCGCUGCUCAACACCCAAGAGGGCACCCAGUCUUCUCUGGGGGCACACAACAAAGACGCAGUCUUGGAUGGAGAGAACUCAAAGAAGACAGAGCCACAGGAACAGGAUGCAUCCCAGCACGCACACACACUGCCCUCUGCACUGCCCCGCACUCUCAGACCACUCAGGAAGGGUGGUGAUGAGUCAUCUGAAGAAGAGGAGGGAGAGGUGGAUAGUGAAGUGGAGUUUCCAAGGAGACAGAGACCUCAUCGCUGUAUGAGCAGUUUCCAGUCCUACUCCACUUUCAGUUCAGAGAAUCUGUCAGUGUCUGAUGGAGAGGAAGGAAACACCAGUGACCACUCGCACAGCGGACCCCUGGACAGGCUGAGCGCCAGUCAGGAGGAGCACCUGGACGAGCUGCUGUCGCACACUCCGGACAUCCCCAUCGACAUCUCCACCCAGUCAGACGGCCUCUCUGACAAGGAAUGUGCUGUCCGCAGGGUGAAGACACAGAUCUCGCUGGGAAAACUGUGCUCUGAUGAACACAGCUACGAGAAUCCACUUCAGUUUGGGGAUUCAGACUGUGAUUCGUCAGAAGCGGAGUGCUCCGAUGCCACUAUUAGAAACAACAAAGUCGGGGCUCCUUCCUCGUGGUGAAACCUGCCCAAGGGCUCAGCGCCGUUCCUGCCUGGAGGCCAUCACGUCCCUCUCUGCUCUGCAGAAAAUUCAGCAAUAAGAGGACAAACAUUGUAAACAAAGCUCCCUAUAGCAAUGUCCCAUGUAAUCUCCCCCCACAUGACCACCUCCUUUUCCCCUACCUCCUUAAACCCACCCCAAUUCCCGUUCAUCUAGCACAGCAUUCAGGCAACCCAUUGCAGGGAUUCCCUUUUGAAUGGUAAUGUACAGUAAAUAGUUUAACAUUCAUAAUUUAUUUUUGUCUGAAUUUUGAAGGAAAAUUCAGGAACUAUGUAAUUUUUCUGAUCUGCCCAGAGGAAAAAAGACAUUUUGAGCCCAAGCAUGGGUUUACUAUGUGAUGGAGGGAGACCAGGACUGGAUGAAAGUGUAGAUGAUGAUGAUGACGAUGAUGAUGAGGAUUUAUCCAUCUGAGAUUGACAGCUAUCAGUGGGGAGAUGCAUAACUGCAAUAGUUGGCCUCUCAGGUGACUGACAGAAAAUAAGCAUCACUGCAAGUCAUUAUCUUGCUGCAGUUGCUUUCAACAUCUCACUGUUGUGGACAGAAAUCUCCAAACAGCUGCAGCCUGACCAACCUGCUUUAUCAUGAGUUUACAGUAUCAAAUCCCAGUACCCCAGCUCCUUCGCUUCCACCCCACCCCCACCCCCC